This is a messenger RNA of Aspergillus mulundensis, 2781 nucleotides long. Its product is annotated as putative alpha,alpha-trehalose phosphate synthase subunit TPS3. Gene Ontology annotation, cellular component: alpha,alpha-trehalose-phosphate synthase complex (UDP-forming); cytosol. Gene Ontology annotation, biological process: trehalose biosynthetic process. The transcript has 3 exons. The coding region runs from base 1 to 2781 and encodes 926 amino acids. The record is from RefSeq and is a predicted model, not a curated record. Gene Ontology annotation, molecular function: catalytic activity. Lineage: Eukaryota; Fungi; Ascomycota; Eurotiomycetes; Eurotiales; Aspergillaceae.
AUGACUGUUUACAUAGCUUCUCUGUUUCUCCCAUAUACAGUCAGCUUUCGACCACCAGAGCCUACUCAAGCCCUCCCUUCAAGCCCUCUGCCCAAGAAGCAGGUUCCUGAUUCCGUGCAAGCCACGCCCAACCCUGCAGUUAGCUUGUUUGAGAAGCGCAACGAGGCUUCCAAUGUUGGUCUAACUCCGGGUGCGACCACAGACCAUGAACGGAUCUUUACUUCCGACCCGAACAAGGCUGACCAGAGCCAGUCUGAAUACCCAUUCCCCAACCCAGUCACUGCUUACAACUAUGAACACUUGACCGAAAGUGAAGCCCAUUCACCUGCAUGGGGCGUCCGGACCGCUCUCAAUCAACCCAAGCCGCAGUCCGCUUUUUUGGCAUCUCCCUCAAUCCUCAGACACCAAGAGUCUUCCGCAGACACCCUGCCGAAAGUAGAUGGACCGUCAUCGGUGCCACCAGCAAAGCAUUCGAGGAGAUCUUCAGGGCGCAGCCACAACCGGAAACCCUCAUUCUCCGAGACGGAGUGGAAGAUCACAACUGCCGAACAGGGUAAUGGCGGUUUGCGGAAUGCCGUACGGGCCGCGGCGGAGACUGGGCAGCUGGAAGACAAGGUCUGGGUGGGUACGCUGGGUAUGCCGACCGACGCAUUGUCCGAGUCAACGAAGGCGAUGAUCUCUGAGAAGCUAGAGGGUGAAUACGAUUGCUUGACGGUCGAUGUCAACGACAGUGAUUUUGACGGUCAUUAUACCCAUUUCUGCAAAACAAUCCUCUGGCCGGUAUUCCACUAUCAGAUCCCCGACAACCCGAAGAGCAAAGCCUAUGAGGACCAUUCGUGGGUUUACUAUGUCAAGCUGAACCAGGUCUUUGCGGAGCGCAUUGCCCGAAACUGGAGACGGGGUGAUACCAUCUGGGUUCAAGAUUAUCACUUGCUCCUUGUUCCGGCGAUGCUGCGAAAACUACUCCCAGAUGCGCAGAUCGGAUUCUUCCUCCACGUUGCUUUCCCAUCGUCUGAGGUGUUCCGGUGCUUGGCGCCACGCAAGGAGCUUCUUGAGGGUAUGCUUGGGGCGAACCUGGUCGGAUUCCAGACGGAAGAAUAUUGUCGUCAUUUCCUACAGACCUGCAGUCGAAUUCUCAGUGUUGAGGCUACAAACGAUGGUCUCCAGCUGGAGGACCGAUUCGUGAAUGUGACCAAGUUCCCGAUCGGUAUUGAUCCGCUCUCGUGGGACAAGCGCCGCAAGGCAGCAGACGUUGAGCAGUGGAUUAAGACGAUUUCCGACCGCUAUGCCGGUAAAAGGCUCAUUGUGGCUCGCGACAAGAUUGAUCAGGUGCGCGGCAUUCGGCAGAAGCUGCUGAGUUAUGAGCUCUUCCUCAACACCCACCCGGAAUGGCGCGAAAAGGUAGUCUUGAUCCAGGUGGCUACCAGCACGACGGAACAGCCGGAGCUAGAAGCUAUGAUCUCUGACAUUGUCAUGCGCAUCAAUUCCACACACUCGACGCUUGCGCAUCAGCCUCUAGUGUUCCUGAAGCAAGACCUUGCCUUCCCGCAAUACCUUGCUUUGAUUUCUGUGGCAGAUGCGAUGAUGAUUACCAGUCUGCGUGAAGGUAUGAAUCUUACAAGCCACGAGUUUGUUUACUGUCAGGACGGGAAGUAUGGCGCUCAGAAGUACGGAUCACUCAUUCUCAGCGAAUUCACCGGUAGUGCAUCCGUGUUCGGCAACCAUGCCCUACUAGUUAACCCGUGGGACUACCACCAGUGCGCGGAUGCGAUUAACACGGCUCUCUCUCGCAGCGAAGACGAGCGCCAGCGUGUGUGGAAACAGCUGCAUCAAGCAGUGCUCCAAAACUCCACAUCUAACUGGGUUAAAUCAUUCAGUGAGACAUUAAGCCGCGUCUGGCACGAGCAGUCAUCCCGUGAGAUCAUGGCUGUUCCGAGACUCUCCAUGAACAAACUUGAAGACAGGUACCGCCAGGCAAACCGGCGGCUCAUAAUCUUGGAUUAUGAGGGCACGCUUGCUUCUUGGGGAUCUCCCAAGAGCAUCAUCGUCACUACCCCGCAACGGGCCAUCACGACGCUGGCGGACCUGACUGAGGACCCGAGGAAUGUGGUUUAUGUAAUGAGCGCGCGGAUGCCCGAGGAGCUAGAACGGCUUUUCCGAAUGGUUUCUGGACUGGGUUUGAUUGCAGAGAAUGGAUGCUUCGUUCGCGAGCCAUACUCGGAGACGUGGUCGAAGUUGACGAAUAAGGAUCAGACUGACGCCUGGAAGACGGCCGUGAAGCAAAUGCUUGAGUAUUACCAGCAGCGUGCGGAAGGAAGUUGGGUUGAGCAGCGGCACUGCUCUCUUGUCUUCCACUACGAAGCGGCUGAGGACCAGCCGGCGGCGUGCCGUUUGGCGUCCGAGUGUGCAGACCACAUCAACGACGCUUGUGCCAACCAAGGCGUGCACGCUGUCUUAGUCGACGGGCUACUCGUCGUUGAGCCGACUAACACGAACAAGGCCUCGGCAACGGAACUGGUCUGGCGGUCUUGUAUGAAGCAGCAAGACAACGCCGGCCGGCCAGACUUCUUGCUUGCAAUCGGUGACAGCCGUGAUGACGAGCCCGUCUUCCGGUGGGCCAACAAGCUAGAGAGCGCGCACGCAGUCAGUUAUGCCAUGACGGUUACGCUCGGCUCGAGAAGUACGGAAGCGCGGGCUACAUUGACGCAAGGAGUUGCUGGAGUUUUGACUUCUCUCGAGAGACUGGCGAAAACAUCUGCUAAUCAAGGUGUUUCGAGGUAG